AUGACGUUUCCCAUCAUUAAUAAUCAUCAUCCAAACCCAUUCCCCACAAAAGAUAGUCAAACAUUCACAUUAAAACAUAUCUAUCAUCAUGGAACGGGGGCCAAGAAUUAUAAAACUCAUAAGAGAUUAGAUAUAACUCCUCAAUAUUUAACCAAACAUGCACAUCAAUUUAAUGAAUUUGUGAAUGUAUUAAGUCAACCCCGCCCUCAUCAUAAUGGUAAAGUUGUUCCAUCUCAAGAAUUUUUAAAUCUUGAUGAAAUUUAUCAACAAUUAGAUUGGCCAAAAGUUCAUCACGGUAAGAAUCCAUAUACUAUAGAAUUACCGAUUAGAAAAUCAUCUAAAUUAGGUACGGUUCAAAGACUUACUGAAAGACAUACUCCAAAUUUUAUUGAUUCAUAUUUAUCUUAUGCCCAUGAAGUUAAAGGUAAUCCUCAAGUCUUAAACAGAAUAAAUCUUGAAUGGGAUGAUAAAGUUAAAAUUGAAAUCCCCGAUGUUAAUGAUAAAGAUACGUUAGUUUCAUUAGCUACCAUUUCAUCCAAUGCAUAUGUUAAAUUCCCCUUGGAUCAAGAUGAAAAGGAUAAACUGGAUUGGAUCGACGUAGGAGAUUAUAUUCCUGAUGAAGGUAAUGUCGAUUUGAAUUUCGGUUGGGAAGAUGUUGGAUUGAGAGGUCAUGUUUUCGUUAGUAAUGAUAAUAAAACUAUCGUUAUUGGGGUUAAAGGUACUUCUGGUGGAGUUCCUGGUGGUGGUAGUGAUGAAACGGGUAAUAAUGAUAAGAUUAAUGAUAAUUUAUUAUUUUCAUGUUGUUGUGCUCGGGUAGGAUAUAUGUGGACUACCGUGUGCGAUUGUUAUGAAAAGACAUAUACUUGUAAUCAAGAUUGUUUGGAAAAGGAGUUAUUAAAAGAAGAUAAAUAUUAUCAAGCUGCUUUAGAUCUUUAUCGUAAUGUUACAUCGAUAUAUGAUCCCAAUGAAGUUAAUAUUUGGGUUACUGGUCAUUCAUUAGGUGGAGCCAUUGCUUCAUUAUUAGGUAGAACUUAUGGUAUUCCAGCAGUUGCAUUUGAAGCACCAGGUGAAAUGUUAGCUACAAAGAGAUUACAUUUACCUCAACCUCCUGGAAUUCCAAAACAUUUGGAAAACAUUUGGCAUGUAGGUAAUACUGCUGAUCCAAUUUAUAUGGGUGUUUGUAAUGGAGCAUCAUCUACAUGUAAUGUGGCAGGAUAUGCCAUGGAAACAGCAUGUCAUACCGGUUAUCAAUGUGUUUAUGAUGUGGUGGGUGAUAAAGGGUGGAGAGUUAAUCUUUUGAAUCAUCGUAUUCAUACGGUUAUAGAUGAUAUUAUCUUAGAGUAUAAUGAUACCGCUCCAUGUUUUGAACAACCUCCAUGUCGUGAUUGUUUUAAUUGGAGAUUUGUUAGUCAUGAUGAUGAUGAAGAUGAUGAACCAGAAUUACCCAAUCCAUUAAGACCAAAACCAAAACCAAAGCAUAGUUCGAGUUCAUCUACGUCAUCUUCAAAGUCUAAAUCCUCGUCCUCCUCCUCCAUAUCUACAACUAAGUCAAAAGCAGCUACAGUUCCAACCGAUAAACCUGAGAAAUGUUUAGAAAGAACCUGGUAUGGAUGGUGUUUAAAAUGGGGAGAAGAUGAUGGAAGUGAUGAUGGAGAUGCCAAUGAUGACGUUUAAGAAGGUUAGUUAACGAUAAUAAUUAUUUAUUCAUUCAUUCAUUUAAGAUUUUUUCAAUAAAAAACAAAUAAUCUUUCAUAUUUUAUUUUUCAGGAUUUAUUUUAUAUGAUAUUAUAUCAUAUCAUAUCAUAUUAUAU
Scheffersomyces coipomensis is the source of this 1811-nucleotide messenger RNA. RefSeq names its product triglyceride lipase (gene ATG15). The transcript has 2 exons. Lineage: Eukaryota; Fungi; Ascomycota; Pichiomycetes; Serinales; Debaryomycetaceae. Gene Ontology annotation, cellular component: membrane. The coding region runs from base 1 to 1674 and encodes 557 amino acids. Gene Ontology annotation, molecular function: glycerophospholipase activity. Gene Ontology annotation, biological process: piecemeal microautophagy of the nucleus; multivesicular body membrane disassembly; neutral lipid catabolic process. The record is from RefSeq and is a predicted model, not a curated record.